AUGCUCUGCUCCAUCUGUUCCACAACACUUAUGGGGAUAUGGGACCCAUUCAAAACUCCACGAGUCUGUCAAGUCAAAGACUUUCUAGACGACCACAGUAUCCGUGGAUUCGAGUUGCCCGAGGACAGACCAGACCACCUUCACCCAAAACACCACGUUUUCGGCCACCACCCUUCACAGGAUUCCUUCGAGAAGUCUGUCCAGGAUGGGUGUUUUCUGUGCUGCCUUUUGGACUCCAAGGGUCAGGCUUAUGGGGAUGGCAAGAUUCGUAAUCUUGAUAAAUUGGGAUAUUAUUCCGUUCUUGCCAUUAACUUUAAGCUUGCCAAAGCCCCAGUCUUUGCUUUAUUUUCUUCUCAAUGCUACAUACAACAACUUGUACAACAGCUCGAAGGCUCUGUGGCAGAUUUCAAUCUUAGAAUCAGCCCCUCAACUCAAGACGGUGCAACCUGGGGCCUAAUUCAAGGUUGGCUAGAUACAUGCCUCCAAUCUCACACACGAUGUAAUAAGCCGAAAGACCCCGCCUUUACCCCAGACCAUCUCCUUGAGCUUGAUAUUGAUACUCGGACCUUCCGCCUGGUUGCUGCUGCUGAGAUUCAAGCUGGCACCCGCUACUGCACAUUGACCUACGCCUAUCAAGUGGAUGAUGCCGAGAUCACACCCUCUACCAUUCAACAAUUACAGCCCCUCUCUAUCCUACCUCAAACAUACCAAGAUGCCUUCAUUGUGGUGGAAAUGCUAGGUCUGAAGCACCUUUGGAUUGACCAUCUCUGUUUGAUUCAAAAUAGCCAGUUGUCACUAGAACAGCUUACUAUCAAAAACAGAGACAUAUUCUUGAACAGUUUCUGUGGCAUUGGCGCCACAGGCGCUACUUCACCUUCUUCUGGGCUUUUUGCCCAGAGAGAACCACAGAAUGUUGUUCCUGGUCUUGUUGACUUCCCUCUGGAUACUAGCGGCAACAAAUCUGUCCUGAAGUUUGAUUAUCGAACCCCUCAGGUGGAGAGUUUUAGUGAUGAGCCAAUGAUAGAAAAGCCCCAUGCUAUGCAGGAGCGCCUUCUAACGCCAAGAAUGAUACACUUUGCUUCCACGCAAGUCUACUGGGAGUGCUAUGGGGCUCUCAACAGUGAGCUCAAUCCCCAUGGCAUAGUACUAAGACCAAAUACUACACUGGGCAGAGAAGGCGAAAAGACGGCUGGGGGACGGACACUUCUCUCGAUGUGGAAGCCACUUUUAGAGGCCUGGUUCUGGUCUUAUGAAGAUCCAAGAGACGAGCUUCUGGGUCGCUGGAGCCACUUUCUGGCCUACUAUCUAAAAGGCAGAGAUGAGUUCCCGAAAUAUCGGCUCAUACGGCUCGACAGUGUAGUCGCAGAGAUGAAGCAUGCUCUAAAGGAGCUUGGCCGUGAUGAUGCAUACCUUGCAGGGAUGUGGAAGGAUACACUCCCUGUAAGCCUUCUUUGGAUCGCAAUACAAACAGGAACCAAGCCAACUGAAUACCUUGCCCCGUCUUGGAGCUGGGCCUCAAACAACGGUGUUAUUGGCUUCCCAAGCCAUAGCGCAGAGGAAUUUGAUAACGGGAUCCUUUGUGACUUCAUUAGUGGCACUUGCCAGGUCAAUGAUAUAGGACAACCCAUUAGUGGGCAUAUUAUUCUCAUGGGAAAGCUUCUUGUUGCAAAAGUUUCUCAUGAUACUGAAUGGCCCCUUAAAGGUGCUACAAGAAGGGAGAUUCUGAGCGUGGCUGAUCCAAACACCGGCACUUGUCUAGCCGAGGCUCCAGAAUCUGUGCACAAGCACCGUUGGAACAUCUUCUUUGAUACAGAGGAAGAUAGGAGGGAAUCUGUGUUCUUUCUGCCGAUUAAAAGGGCAAAUCAAGAGAAGGGACAGCCUGGGAGUGAAGAUAUGUUCUUGAUUAAAGGUAUUGCCUUGUAUAAGGUGGACAGUGGUUUGUUCCGGCGCUGUGGCCAGGCAGAUAUUAUGGUAAGAAAGGAUGAAAAUAAGUUUAGCGGCCUUCUAGACUCUACUGUUCAAAUUAUUUAG
Molecule: messenger RNA, 2031 nt
Organism: Clonostachys solani
Lineage: Eukaryota; Fungi; Ascomycota; Sordariomycetes; Hypocreales; Bionectriaceae
Source: the annotation of a GenBank genome assembly